This is a messenger RNA of Penicillium olsonii, 1827 nucleotides long. Lineage: Eukaryota; Fungi; Ascomycota; Eurotiomycetes; Eurotiales; Aspergillaceae. The record is from the annotation of a GenBank genome assembly.
AUGUUACCAUGGCGGCGGCAGGAAUCGUCGACCUCCUCCACAGACUCCCCGCCACAUCGCCAAGCGAACUGGGUUCAAAGUAUCUCACGACGCUCACUUCACCGAGCAAGAUCAGGACUAUUGGCUUUGAGGGCGGGGGUCCGUCGCCACUCGACUGUGGACGAUGAUUUUGAAGCGGACAUCGGAUUGCGAAGUUUCGUUAACCCUGUUGCUCUCAGGCGCGAGAGACAAAGACAGCAUGGUUCUUCGGAGGCAUAUACCUCGAGUACGCAAGAGGAUCUGGAAUUCGGCUUCGAGAUGCAUCGAAUGAGUGGCCCGUCCUCCCUUCAAAGCGACACGCCUCGGGGGACUAGUGCCCCGUCGGCAGUGGAGGCUUUGGCGAACGGGGCACUGGAAAGCUCUGGUACACAUUCAUCCGUCUCGCACAAGGGUAGAUCGCCUUUGGCAUCGAGUGCAGUUAUCUCCGAGUACGAUGGUAUGGCAGUUUCUGCUCAAACCCAUGGACACACUCUUUCGAUGCUCUCCGGGGAACAAAAAGCUAACACAGGACGCCUUCAAACAGAUGUUCGGACGUCUCGUGCGAGCAGUGGAUCCAUCAAUCAGCACAAUUUGGGAUCACCGUCACGUCUUUCAUCACCCGCUCCUCGAAUACACAUUGGACCUGAAAUUUCUCGAGGCAGUAGCAAAGAAGAGCAAGCCAAAGAAGCUUCACAACCAAUGUGUUCCAUUGCAGAUGCUGACCCCAAAAGUCAAGUUAGCCUGGAGUCAGAUGCCAAACACGUCUUGAAUCAAGACCAACGCCGGGAAUCCGAGGAUCGUAGCUCUCCUGCGUUGCCCGAUGAAACUGCAAGCAAAGAUGCGGAUGAAAUAUCACAAACUUCUGCAGAAUGUUUGUUCGCUUUUCCGGGAAUCUAUCAAGAGAUUUUGAAUCAGUGGGCAAGCGCCCCUGGAGAGGAUAUGCCAGACAUUCCCCAAGCAGACGAGCAGCCUGGCUGUGUUGCCCUUGAAGGCGGCCAGUCCUCCAAUCCACCUCCUCACCAAGAGUCUGAAGACAGUACACGCAGGGAUCAAGCUUUCGAUGCAACCAGCCUGGAUUCCUCAGACUCCUGUCACGCUGACCGGGGCAGCGAUUUGGACUUAGAGGACGCACGGUCGUCGAGAAUCCACGUUCUUUUGAGUUCUGAAGUGGAGGCUCAAUGUCCCGAAGAACGAGCCAGCUCUGCAAGGUCAACCACAUACGAGCCCUUGCUAGACGCUGCCCACUUUCCAGGGGCUAACGUGCCUUUGCUUCCUGUGCCUCAGAGGCAGGAUCAUCGGUCCAGUUAUGGCACAUUUUCGUCUGUUCCCAGAGAUCAUUUGGGACAGCGUCAUUCCUUCGCACCUCGAAGGCCUUGCAAUUUUGGGUAUCCCAGCAAUGAGUGCGAUAACCCACUUUUUUCGCCAGAAAACUCCACAUCGCCGGAGUAUACAUCAACAGAAGUCACCUCACGAACUUCAAUGUCAAGUAAUCCAUGGUCCCCGACGGACUCUGACGUUUAUUUUGGGAGCCCAACGAUUGAUCGAAAUGAGUUCUUUCUUGUAGAUGGCAAAACGAGCAGCCAGUACCCAUACUGGGGAGACCAUACGGUCAAAUCAGUAUAUCCUACCUGGAAUGAAGAGGACAUGAACGACCACAUGGCAAGAGCCAGGAAUAACCCAGAUCAAGUCCAUCGCGUUAUCCUUCCACCUCGGCCUUUCACUGAAGGGCAUGUUGGGAAUCAAGCAGACUUCGAAGAUGACUUUACCGACGACGAGUUUUAUCCGGGAAGCUGGAUGCCGCCCACAUAA